AUGGCUGCCAUGCUCUCCAUUGUCGUCUUUUUCUUCUCUCUUCCCUAUAUGCCUCUUUCUGAUUCAUUUACAUCAUUCAGCAAAAUCCAAAUGCCACCAGGAGUCAUAGGUCCUGAUUCUGCUGGCUUCGACGCCUUUGGUCGAGGACCCUAUGUCAGUGUUGGCGAUGGUAGAAUUCUCAAGUGGCUAGGUCCCAUUUUUGGUUUUGUAGAUUUUGCCUAUACUUCGCCAAAAAGGACCAAGCAAAUGUGUGAUGGUACUACUGAUCCAGAGAUGGGACCAAUCUGUGGGAGACCAUUAGGUCUUAGCUUCUACUAUAAAACAGGGCAUCUCUACAUUGGUGAUGCUUAUUUCGGACUCCUAGUGGUAGGACCUAAUGGCGGAUUAGCAACCCGACUUGCUACCAGCGCAGAAGGCGUGCCAUUCAAAUUCAUCAAUGGUGUGGAUGUUGAUCUAAACAACGGGACCGUUUAUUUCGCAGACGCUAGUACAACAUUCGAGCUAAGAAAUUCCACGCAGCCAAAUUUCAAACCUGACUCAACCGGAAGAUUUAUGAACUAUGACCCGUUCACUAAGCAAGUGACGGUGUUGCUAAGAGGGCUUUUCGGGACAGGAGGACCAGCCGUUAGUACAGAUAGCUCAUUUGUGCUUGCUUGUGAGUUAAAUGCCAAAAGAAUUUACAAGUAUUGGCUUACAGGUGUGAAAGCCAAUACGGCAGAGGUUUUCAUAAACUUUCCUGGAAAUCCAAUUAAAAUUAAGAGGGCAACUACAACCGGAGAAUUUUGGGUGGCAGUAAAUGAAAUAAAUCAACAGCAGCUUACUUUGCCUCAAGGUUAUAGGAUCAAUGCAUAUGGCAGAAUGGAAAUUGUAUCUUUCGCCGCGCAAUAUAACAAUAGGUCAAUCAGUGUGGUUCAGGAGCAGAAUGGGGCAUUAUAUGUAGGGUCUCGUGUUGUUGAUUUUGUUGGUGUGUUCAAGAACUAGAAAUCCCUGAAGUGGUGUCUAAAGCAACUAGCAGAUGCUGCUAAGUAAAUGUUCCUGGGAAACUACUAAA
Cornus florida is the source of this 1051-nucleotide messenger RNA. RefSeq names its product protein STRICTOSIDINE SYNTHASE-LIKE 10-like. Gene Ontology annotation, molecular function: strictosidine synthase activity. The transcript has 3 exons. The record is from RefSeq and is a predicted model, not a curated record. Gene Ontology annotation, biological process: biosynthetic process. The coding region runs from base 1 to 981 and encodes 326 amino acids. NCBI's taxonomy places the organism in Eukaryota, Viridiplantae, Streptophyta, Magnoliopsida, Cornales, Cornaceae.